GCGGAGCCGUGUAGCAGAGAAGCGCCUUCCCCUCCCUGCUUCCCGUGGCCGAGCCGGGGACGCGCGCGCGCGGCCGUCAGGAGCGGGCUCUCCACCCCUCCACUCCCGCGACCCGCACCGCACCCCCACCCGGGCUCGGAGGAUGAUGAAGCUCAAGUCGAACCAGACCCGCACCUAUGACGGCGACGGCUACAAGAAGCGGGCCGCGUGCCUGUGUUUCCGCAGUGAGAGCGAGGAGGAGGUGCUGCUGGUGAGCAGUAGUCGCCAUCCAGACCGAUGGAUUGUCCCUGGAGGUGGCAUGGAGCCUGAGGAGGAGCCAAGUGUAGCAGCAGUCCGUGAAGUUUGCGAGGAGGCUGGAGUAAAAGGGACAUUGGGAAGAUUAGUUGGAAUUUUUGAGAACCAGGAGAGGAAGCACAGGACGUAUGUCUAUGUGCUGGUUGUCACAGAAGUGCUGGAAGACUGGGAAGACUCAGUUAACAUUGGAAGGAAGAGGGAAUGGUUUAAAAUAGAAGAAGCCAUAAAAGUGCUUCAGUAUCACAAACCCGUGCAGGCGUCGUACUUUGAGACGUUGAGGCAAGGCUACUCCACCAACAACGGCACCCCGGUCGUGGCCACCACGUACUCGGUUUCUGCUCAGAGCUCCAUGUCAGGCAUCAGAUGACUGAAGACUUCCUGUAAGAGAUGGAAAGUGGAAACUAGACUGAAGCGCAGACCUCCCCCUCCCCCGGCUCUUCUCACCUCUCCUCACAGGCCUCCUCUUUCAAUGUGGCAUGAUGGGCAGCAGAGCAGGGGUGCUGGUGACGUUGCUGUUUGGUGUUAAGUGAUGGGGCUUUUCCUUCUUUUUAUUGAGGGGGUGGGGGCUGGGUGUGUGAUCGUAAGUACCUUUGUGCAUGACCUGUCCCUCCCCUCCACACCCGGCACUCUCUGAAGGGGGGCAAAGAGCUUUCUCCACUUGGGGUUCUGAAGUGUUCCUGUCUCAUCCCAGCCCUGGCCAGACAUUUUCUUUGAUUUUUAAUUUUUUUAUUAAAAUAUACCAAUGUGAGAUGAAACUUUUCAAGAAUUUGUCCUAUAAUGUGCUGUUCAGUCCAGUAGGUCGGUCACUUUCACUGCAGGCUGCAUUUAUCUACACAUUAUAUACUGGACAUAUAAUAUGUAAAUAAAUGACUUUUGGAAAGAAUUUAACCAUUGAAUUUUUCAAGGUUUUGGGGUUUUGAUUUAGGGAUGUUUCUGGUGUGGAGACCCUAAUAGUUAAUUGACAUUUUAUUUUUGAUGCUAGGGGCUAGGUACAUUUCCCUGCCCUCUCUCCAUUCCCCAGUUGGAACUGUCAUUCCCUAGGUGCAGGAGGAAUUCGGCCACCUUCAUAGCGCUCCCAGGACUCACGGUCUUCUCUUCAAGCUGCGUCUCCAUGCUAAGGAAGAAACCUUUUUUUUAAUUACCAGUCCAGGAGCAAAUGGCCUCAGCCUAGACCCAGAGAAACAAUGGUAGCAAUUGCAUUCUGGCCUACAUGUCAACAGUAGGUUUUGAACUGGAUUCUUGGGAUUACGAUCUUGAAAACUGGAGCAUCAAGCCCUGCUUCUGCCCUGCCAGCUGGGGAUCUUUCCGCGGUGCUACGUCCUGCCCACAACAGCCUCUCUUCUCGCUGUGUGGGCCUCACACCGCGCUGAAUGGGCAUCAUCCUGGGCUCUUGGAGCAGCCACAACUGAACUUUGCAAGUGCGGCCCUGCUCAGUCCUGUCUCCACACAUGGUAACCUUGUUGAGGUCCUGAAAGGUACCCAGAGGAAAGUAUGUGUACUUGUCCUGUGAUGUGGUGGAGCCUCUGGCUACAGCAGGAGCACCCUGCUCCCUGCCAGGAUGUGAAAGGUCCAUCUGCUGCAAGAGCAGCACUAGGCCAUGCGUCAGCCCCAGCCUGGCCGUGUGAUGCGUUGGCUUGCUGCGGGUGGUCUUGGUGUGUGGAUACAGGUUCUUGCUGGCUUCCUUUGCCAGUUGUAUUGUUUUGUUGGGAAGUGAGAGGGUCUCAUGAAGGGUCUUGAGAAUCAGGGAUGGGAGUGGGGUGGGUUGGGAUUAGUCCCUGGCUUAGGACAGGAGAUGGUAGCCAACAUGUGAAAUUAAAAUUGUAGAUCUGUUUAUUUAAAAAUUCUAAUAAUUCAUCAAACUCCUUAAAGCUUUUGCUCUUCCCUGCCACUCAAAGAAAUGUGUCCCUCUGGUAGGCCUGUGUCAUUUAGCCUUCAGCAUUUCUGUGGACAUUAGUUUUGCAUUCUUUUUCCCAGGCUUGACCCACAGAGACAGAAAGUAGUGCUGGCAGUUUUCCUGGGGUGCCAUCUUACCUCUGGGGAAAGAAUUGUAUGCCAGACAGGGUCCCAGUGGACAGACACAGCACCUUGAAAUUUAUGUCCAAAAGCCCACUUGCUGUUCACAGGUCCUGCCCAAAAGUAAACACUGAUUCUUAUUGCCUGACUCAGAGCAUUCUAAAGUUCUAUCCAAAUAAGUAAAAGAGGAAGAUAAAAUAGAUUUAACUAAGCACUAAGUAGAAUCAAAAAGACACAUUCUUGCAGAAAAAUUCUACCUUUUUGAUACAGAUUGAAAGUGCUUUACAGGAAAAUAGAUCUCCUGAAAAAGGAACCUCAUUGGUAAUAAUAGUUUGCAUUUUUCAAUGAUCUGAAAAUGUUUCAGCAUGGCUGGUGUAAAGAGAUACCACCCUGAAAAGUUCUGUUUUGAUUGUUGUCUCUGGAUCAAGAAGGUGCACUGUGCCAACAAGUACUUUUCAGUGACAUGAAUGGGUCCUAUAAUGCAGUCAGCUGGAGAGGGAGAGUGCUGAGGCUUUUGUGACUGACAAAGGGAGGCUUUGUCCACUCCACAAUUGUUGAAGUGGUGCUAUUUCCUGCUGCACUGGAUUCUGACAGCAAGGCUGGUGUUUUCCCCUCCCUGGCACCAUGAACACUGGCUGUUUUUACUGAUAAAUAUUUGGAGUCCUUUUCUGAUAGGUUGGUUAGAGCCAUGGUCGCAACAUCCUUUAUCUCUCCAAAAAAAGGAAAAAGAAACAAAAGGAGGUUCAAAAACUGUCCUACACACAGAAUAUUUUGUUGGCAUUGAUUUGCUGUUAUUUCUACCAGUGCUAGGCUCAUGCAGGCUUGAUGGAAACAGGUUCUGAAUAUUUAUGGCCAGUACAGAGUCUCUGGCUCAUAGUAAAUCACACGGAGAGGCGGACUGCUGCUGGAGCGACCAUCAGGGCCACCACGCUCGAUAAAAAACACAGCAAUGGAAUUUAUUAUUAUUAUUAUUAUUUCUUUACUUCAUAAAUUGUAGCCAUUGGGAAACACCAGUGAGGUCAUGUGAUCUUUGUGAACCAGGACAAAAUUCUGUGUGUGAGUAUGUGUGUGUGGGGGGGGUGCUUUUGGGAGUCAACCAUGUGAGGUUCUCUGUAGAAGCAGUGCAGCCCGCACACAGCAGCCUGGCCUGUGAUCCCACCACUCCAGAGGCAGAGACAGGAGGAUUUCAAGUUUGAGGCAAGCCUAGGCAACUUAGGGAGCUCCUGUAUCCAAAAAAUAACAAUAAAAUAAAAAGGGCCAGGGACGUAGCUCAGUGCUAGAGCGCUCGCCCAGCACACUCACACCCGGGCCUCCAUCCCCAGCACAAUAAAGAAAUGCAGCCAUAAAACAGCAAAUAUGACAGGAUAGAACAGUUAGUGGGUUGAUGGGUUUGGUUUUCACACGUGUCCACCACCCGUCUGCUCUGGUGGAGAGGCCUCCCUCACUGCUGAGCCUGGGCUGGACCAUCUAACGGGAUCAAAGGGUGAGGGAGUCUCACUCCCUCUGAGGCCACAGAAGGCCCAGGGAGCUUUGCCCUCUGCAUUGCCUGUCCAGCCCCAUGGAACAGGGGGCACCGAGGCCUUGCUUCCUGUGGCCUCUGGGGAGCAGAGUAGGUCACUCACUACCCUCUGGGGGUGUUGUGCAGCAGUUUUGUAAAUGUGUUGCUACAUGACAAGUUCUUCAGGGCAAAAAUUCUGUUUUGAUGUUAGGAGUCGGCCCAUGUAAAGUCCCUAAGGCUUUUACUUAAAAGAAAAAAAAAGUUCUGGGCAAAACCACUCCUCCCCUUUUUCCUUCCCCUUUUUCUUCUCCACAGACAGUGCUUGUUGGAGGCCCCUCCUAAGCCUCCCUAACAGAAAUGUACUCAGUCUUUCGAUCUGGGUAUGCGUUUUGCCAGCUGAACUUCGCGUAUUUCUCAUUUCCAUCCAAUGCAGUACGGCCAUCUUCGGUGGAGUCUCCUCUUCAUCAACUUUUAAAAUAGUUUAGUCUGAGCCACAUUUAUGCUUCUCCUUCAGAAGAAAGGUUUAAUAACCACAUGCGAUUUUUGCCAAAACUAUAUGAUUUUAAUAUUUCUGAAGCAUAUUUCUAAGCCCCUCUGUUUUGAUUUGAAUCAAAUGAAAUUGAUUCGGAAUUGGAAGAAAUAUCUGGAGAAGUCUCUUCUCCACAGUGAUAUGACAUUUGGCUGUAAGAGAAAUGGGAGUUGGCUGUCACUGUUAGUAGAGCUCCGGCCUGUCCCACCUGCAUUUCAGAAGGGCGGUCAGCUUUUGCAGCUAUGGGGGAGGGGAAAUUGCUUCAUGGUGACUGAGCAAUACAAAGUGGCUUUUCUAGUACUUUAAAGAGAGAGAGAGAGAAUGAAUUUUAAUAUUUAUUUUUUAGUUUUCGGCGGACACAACAUCUUUGUUUGUGGUGCUGAGGAUCGAACCCGGGGCCGCACGAAUGCCAGGCGAGCGCGCUACCGCUUGAGCCACAUCCCCAGCCCUCUAGUACUUACUUUUAAGGACUGGAAGAGGUCAGACAUGAGGCUUUGCAGUUCAGACUGCCCCAUUGAGGUGGCAUCAAUUUGGAGCCCUACUGGGCAGGACCUGUCUCCUGGAGGCCAUGCAGCCGCCUACCAGGGCACCUGCCUCAUUUGGAGUAGGCGAGAGAGCUCCCUAGAGUCGAAUUCUGAGCUCUGGGAUGAACUUUGUGAUGGGAACUUCCCUGUCCAGGAGGGCUGUAUUUUCCAUGUCACUCUAGGUGUCAUCCAAACCAGUGAGACAUUUGAGAUUUUAAGGUAAAAAUAUUGCAAAUUAGGGAGCAUUAUUAUUUUUUUUUUUUUUAAAAGAAUUUCUUAGAGAGAGAGAGAGAGAAUUUUAAUAUUUAUUUUUUAGUUAUCGGCGGACACAACAUCUUUGUUUGUAUGUGGUGCUGAGGAUCGAACCCGGGCCGCACACACGCCAGGCGAGCGCGCUAUCGCUUGAGCCACAUCCCCAGCCCCAGGGAGCAUUAUUUACAAGCUGUAAAAGAUGCUGCAGUCCAUGCACGAAGUUGAUCUGAGUGACUGUGGUCCUGGGGGCACUGAGGUGGAGGAGGAAUCCCCAUGGGCCUGACGGCCUUCCAUCCCUGCCUCUGACAGGGCUGCAUCCCAUUUUGACCAGUGUUUGUAUGAGCCCCAGAAAGUCUCUUGUGUUUUGCUAAUAAGCUAAUAACCCUGCAGGAAGCCUAAUCAGGGCAUCUGAGAAAAUGAUGCUUCUCACCUUCAGAUUAUCAUAUAAAUUGUCUUACUCCCUUUAAAAGUUAAUAAAUGAAGCCAGCCAUGGUGGCGCACACCUGUAAUUCCAGCAGCUGAGGGGGCUAAGGCUGAGGAUUGCAAGUUUGAGGUCAGUCUCAGCAAUUUAGCAAGCCCCUGCCUCAAAAUAAAAAAAUAAAAAGGGCUGGGGAUAUGGCUCAGUAAAUAAGAGCCCCUGGGUUCAAUCCCUGGUACCAAAAGAAAAAGAAAAAAUGAGCCACUCAGGAGGCUGAGGGAGGAGGAUCACAAGUUUGAGCUCAGAUUGGACAGCUUAGUCAGACCCUGUCUGAAACUUAACAGUGAAAAAGGCUGGGGAUGUAGUUCAGCAGUAGAGCACUUGCCUAGCAUGCUGAGGCCCUGCUUUCAAUCCCUAGUACUACAAAAAGUAAGAAAACAAAAGGAAGAUUACUUUAUGUUGGUUUUAGCUGUACUCCUUGAGUGAGGCUAGCAAUCACCUGAUUUUGACAUGAAGCUUUUGAAGUAAGAGGUUCUUGUGUGGAACACACCUUACAGUUAUGGCCAUUGAGCCUGAGCUUGUGUUAGAGAAUGGGACUGUCCUCUGCCAGGGAGCUCAAAAGAAGCAGUGACUUGGAAUUCAGCAGGCCAGAGGGGCUCUGCUGAAGAAGUAAAUGCUUUGGCCAAAAAACCAAGAUCAGUACCUGGAAGGUGACAAGAGUGUCACUGCUUAUUUCUCCAGCAGGCGGUGUCCAGUCACUCAGGUCUCCUUAGUGUUCAAAACUGGGAAUGUAAAGCAAACACUUGACUUCUUAUCAGGCAACAGCAGAAAAGACAUUUAAAACCCUGGACGUGGUGCGUUAAAGGAUGUGGAAACAGCCGCGUUGUCAUCUUGUCAUUCUGGUCUGGAAUAAAUUACCUGCUAAAUCGCUCAUCGUCUGUGGGAGGACUGUGCAGAGAACAUCCCAACAAUCUACUGAAAAAUAGUACAACAGCUGUUUCAGGCUUGAAAACUUAGAUGAAAAUCUUCAUAACCCCUAGAAACCAAUGAAGAUGCUUCAGUCCCAGUGGGGGCCCCUCAGCCCAUGGUGCGGGGUGAAGGAGCUCACCAGUGGGAAGUCAUUUUGCCAGUGAGAUUGCCUAUAAAUGCCUUCAGGAAGUAAUCCUGGUUUGGGCCUCUCUCCAAGCUGAAUUGAAAAUGUUUACCUAGGAACGAGGGCUCUACCACUGAGCCACAACCCCAGCCCUGAGCCUUGAUCCUUAUCCUCCCUUUGUCAUGGAGAAAAUGUGUAGGUAAAAUAAUCCGAAGGACAUCUAGUUUGGGUUAUGCAGUUCUGCAGUAAUGCAGAUUGUCAAGACCCAGGAUGGCACAGGGCUGCUACUCCACAUAGAGCCUCCCCAAGCCAGGGCUAGGUCAGGGUCGGGGGUCUUGAAGAGCACUGGAUGCAGGGAGGACUUAGAGACCUUUCUCAGGGAGCAAGAGGCUUGUAUCCUGAGAAUUUGAAGGCGGUCCAAGGGGAAUGACAGGCAUCUGAAUAAACCACAGCUUCCAAACAGAAACUUCCUCUCUUGUGGCUAGGAGCAUUUUUGCUCAAGAGUUUUCCAAAGGGACUCUCCCUUCAGAAAUGUGACUUGCCGCCACUGUUUCACGUAGCCUCAGCCUUCCACCUCUGAACAGACUGGAUGUGUGGCUCAAGGUGCAGGUGCAAGAGGCGUGGCUUAGCUUGGCUUCGGUAGUUCGGAAAUUAUCAUAAAAUAUCUAUCAUAAAAUAUCACUCUACCAUAAAAGAAAUAUGUGGAACGGUUUUAUAAAUGCCAAAUCUGUUCUGUUGUUUCACUGUUUUAUGUCUGAAAAAUUUCAAGCUGGUUUGUAAUCAAAGAAAAGAUUGGUAGUUAAAAUAAGUAAAAUUUCAGUUUGUGCACUUCAAGAAAGAUGUCUGCUGGUUGGCCAUGUGCCAGCACGUUUGGGGAUGUUGGGGGACUAUUGUAAAAUGAGUAAGUGUCACUUAUCCUGUCCGAGAGAGUGAAGUGGAAGCUUGGGAGUGGCAUCUUUAUACCUGCUUUUGCCAGCCUAGCUUUUAUUUCAAGGACCUUGCCUUCCAUCCUGUCCCAUGACUUUGGUAAGGGACAGGCUUUGAGCGACAAGGCCCCAGCUCUGUGUGACCACAGCUGUGGGGUCAGAGGUUCUCCUAAGGGGUUUCCUCACCACAAGCACCUCACUCAGCAUCAGAAAGGUCAGGGUCCGGGACCAUUCCAUUGAAGCACUAGAUGCGCUUCCCGCCUCGCAGGCUUGCUGUCCAGAUGUGGCCUCCUCUCCCCGGAACCCAUGGGAUCGAGGCAGAGAUGCUGAGAUAUAUUGAGUUCAACUUUUCACAAAAGACACAAGUCUGUCUUGUCCCUUUCCCUGGUGCUCAGGCAUUUUGGUUGAGGUAUAAACGGCCAAGUCCACCAGUGUCUCUGGGACUGAGACGCAGCGCCAGGGGCCACCCGCUCAGGCUGUUUCAUGGUUGUAGAAAGUGGAACGACCAGCAGGCUGAGUCCUGGGGGCAGGAAUGACCCUAGAGGAGUGGAACAGGACUGGGGAGUCCAAGGAGCAGCCAGUUCAGGGAAGGACAGGGUAGUGUGGCCACUGAACCUCGGCACCUGGUGCGAGAGAUGAAAUGGGGGUUUGGGGUGCUGCUGCCCUUGCCCUGAUCCAGAUGCAUUUUGGGACUGAUGAGCUGCCCGGCCUGUGGGUUUUUUUCUUUUUUUUCCUCCUUCCUGUCCCCCAAACAACCUUGCUUGGCACUGCAUGGAGAGCACUUUCCCACCUGCACAUGGCCACCACAGGCCUGGCCUCCUCCACAGUGUCUGCCCAGCGCUCCUGAGGACAGCAGUGCUCUCUGGGGGGAUGGAAACUGGCCUCGAGACGGUGAAGUUUCCUGUUCACUUCCCUCCUGUCUCCUCCCCCACAGUGCAGCCAGCCGCGCUGUCACUGUGGAGGAGAGGGGAGCAGAGAAGAAAGGGACGCUGGCCGGACCCCGAAAUAGCCCUAGACAGGUGCGUGGCAGAUGCCAUCCCCCUCCCCCAUAGCAGGACAGCUGUGUGUGGCCCUCCCCUGCUUCACUAACAUACCUCCCUAUGUGGCACCUGCAACAGGGACCAAGCCUCCCCUGAAGUCUAGGGAGAGCUCUGGUACUCCCCGCACCCUCCACUCCGAAUCCCACUCCUUUUUGUAAAAACAAACGCUGGAGCCUGUGAGUGCCGCCCUUCCCUGUGUCCACCGGUUCCUUCCAUGUGAGCCAUGGGGGAGGGCGGGCAUGGGACAUGGGCUGUAAUCCUGUGCCAACCAAUAAAAGCCAGUAUUUCACACUC
Molecule: messenger RNA, 8881 nt
Organism: Marmota monax (woodchuck)
Lineage: Eukaryota; Metazoa; Chordata; Mammalia; Rodentia; Sciuridae
Gene: Nudt3
Product: nudix hydrolase 3
Exons: 5
Coding region: 143-661 (172 amino acids)
Biological process (GO): adenosine 5'-(hexahydrogen pentaphosphate) catabolic process; diphosphoinositol polyphosphate metabolic process; diadenosine pentaphosphate catabolic process
Cellular component (GO): nucleus; cytoplasm
Molecular function (GO): diphosphoinositol-polyphosphate diphosphatase activity; bis(5'-adenosyl)-hexaphosphatase activity; endopolyphosphatase activity
Source: RefSeq, a predicted model, not a curated record